Molecule: messenger RNA, 1584 nt
Organism: Fusarium musae
Lineage: Eukaryota; Fungi; Ascomycota; Sordariomycetes; Hypocreales; Nectriaceae
Exons: 1
Coding region: 1-1584 (527 amino acids)
Molecular function (GO): iron ion binding; oxidoreductase activity, acting on paired donors, with incorporation or reduction of molecular oxygen; monooxygenase activity
Source: RefSeq, a predicted model, not a curated record
AUGUCACUAUCAACAUACCUCACCAAACCAUCGUGGAUAUUCCCCAUCCUCGCAGUGGUAGCCACAGUAUUGCACUGCAUCAACCGCCUCUUUAUCAAACCCCAUUUCAGCCCUCUAAAGCAUCUCCCUUCUCCCAAGCAAGGCCCUCUUCUAUUCCGUCUCAUACACGAGCCCAAAGUCUCGGAGAUAGAAGCAUGGAUGGAUGAGCUCCCGCACCAGGGACUAAUCAGGUACAUGGGAAUCUUCAACCAGGAGCGUGUCUAUGUUGCUUCUCCUGGAGCUGCGCAGGAGUUGCUUUCCUCGAAUGCCUACAAGACUAUCAAACCUGAGCUUCAGUGGAUCCUGGCGAAUAAUAUCGCUGGCCAUGGGUUGCUCAUCCAAGAGGGCGAGCAACAUAAACAGGCUCGCAAGAGAUUCAAUCCGGUGUUUAGCCCUGCUCAGAUGAAGAAGUGGUUCCCUACCAUCUGGAACUUAGCCGUCGACGCCAUUGACCUACUCCCGCAACACAUCAAGAGGGAACCAUUUGCCCCACACGGCGUUGUAGCUAUCAUCGAACUUGUCUCUGCAGCAAGUAUCGACAUCAUCGGUCGUUUUGGCUUCACCACCGAGUUCCAGACCCUUCAGAGAGUCACAUCACGUGAGAGCACUAAAGGCUCCUCUGAUCCAAAGGUCCGCUUUGGUAAAGCCUACAUCGAGAUGUUCAAGACAACCAAGCGAGGCCAGACGACCCUUCGUGCAGCAUCCCUCAUCGGACCCAAGAUCGCGCUGAAGCUGCCUCUGCGAGCGGUCAAGACGAUCGAUAGUAUCAUGGCUUUGGUUCGUGCCACGGCCGAGGAUAUAACGAGAGACCACGAGCGAAAUAUUGAGAAAUAUGUGGGAAGUUCAGAUCCGGAUAUGCUCACGCUGCUUAUGGAGACUGGGCACUUUUCGCAUCAGGACUUGGUUGAGCAGACUGUUCACUUCUUUGCUGCUGCAACAGAGACCGUGGCUGGUUCUACAUGCUGGGCUAUUCACUUGCUCUCCCGACACCUUGAUAUUCAAGACCGUCUGCGAGCAGAGAUUAGGGAGCAUAUAUCCUCGCCUAGAUCAGAUGUCAGCCAAUCCCAGCUACACAGCCUGAAAUAUCUCAACGCCGUCACAAACGAAGUGCUACGAUACCACUCCAUCAACACCCUCCUCUGGCGCGAGCCAACACAGGACAUGACUCUUGCAGGAGAGCGAAUCCCUAAAGGCACAAAGAUUGUCUUUUCACCAUGGGCUCUGAACCGUGAUCCUGCACACUGGGGGCCUGACGCCAGGCUGUUCAAUCCAUCGCGAUGGCUGGAUAAUCCCAGCGGUGGAGCCGACCACGCAUACUCGUUUCUGACGUUUGGGGGUGGUCCACGUCGUUGUGUUGGGGAGCAAUACGCCAGAGAUCAGCUGUCGUGUUUUGUUGCUAGUCUUGUUGGACGGUAUAAGUUUACUCCUGUUGAUCUGCAGAAUGGGUCGGAUGAGGGGAGGGAGAUUGGUGAUGAUUUUGCGUUGACGCUGUUUAAGAUCCUUUCGGGGUGGAAGUUGAACGUUGAGUUGGUUCCUGGGUGGUGA